UCUACCAAACAGGGCCUUGGCCUUUGUCCUCCUCAACUCAAGCAAGGAGGGUGAAACUAGUUUUCAUCUUGAAAAAGGAGUGCCCUAGUUUUUGUCCUCAGGGAACGCCCUCCUCUGCCCCCCACGUGAUUCUACACCAGUAUUGUAUGUUCUCUUCUCUGUCGCUAACAUAGUGGCUGCCUACCCCCCCGAACUCCGCCGACGCUCUUCAUAAAGGUUAAAGGUUUCUUCCUAGACGUAGCUCUUCACAAUGUUUAAGGGUUUGAUUUGUGCCCUGUUCAGUGAGUUGCCAGUGACAAUGAAAGGUUGGAAUCAAAGCAGCAAGAAGAAGCGCAACGGCAACGGCAACGGUGAAAAAAGCAAGAUUAAGCAGAGUGCAUGUAUAUGCCUGUUGUUUGAAUUGCCGCUGCAAAAGCGUAUCAAUGUGUUGGCCAUUGAUACAAGUGAAGAACUUCGUAUUUUUCCGCUAAGCCCACUGAAACAUGCCAGUUCAACAUCGCGAGUUGGUUUUGCCUCACUAGGGUCUAAAAUUUUUGUACUUGGUGGUGACAUUGAUCGGGAAACUAGAAAUUACCCCAGGGAAGUAUAUAUUUGGGAUUUCAAUUGCAAUGAGAAACAGUGGAAGAAGGGUCCUCCGUUGAACGCCAAGAAGCCAAAUCCGGUUGUUGUUACUGUGAAUAAAAAAAUUUAUGCCCUUGCCGGCGAUUCCAUAUUUGACCGUAGAAAAACUGAGACAAUAGGCCAUGUGUUCGAGGUCCUUGAUCCAGAACUUGGCAAUGUUUGGACCCCUCUGCCCAAUCCUCCAUUCCAUUCCUUAUAUAAGAAGUCUUCUGGCGUGGAAUUUCGCGGGCACACAGUCAUUGGCCUUAAUAUUUAUGUGUUAUUACUUCACUCAUAUAAUCGUGUUACUUUGUAUUCCUUUAAUGUUAUUGAAAACAAAUGGAAGAUGCAUAAUGGCGGUGACAGCAGUGGCGCUGCCUGUGCUGGAUCAGAUGAUAUGAUACUCCAUAAUUUAAGUGUAGGCCCAUGGUUCUUUGAGGCUGAGGUUGUAGACUAUCUGUUGUAUCAGACUAUCUUUGAUCAACCUGGAAAGGUCAUGAAGGUGUAUGCGUAUGAUUUGACUGCAGGACAGGAGGAUGAAGAACAAGAGACUGAAGAAGAAGCUGAAACAUUUGAUGAUGAUCCUCUUCCAGAUGAUUAUAGUUUGGUUACAGUUCCAAUAUUUGGGUUGAGUCAUGUAACCGAUACAGUCACUGCUUCAAAGUCGACUCUGGCGUUUGUGGUUCAUCUUAGGAACAACGUGUUUUGCCUAGUUUGCAUCUACACAUCUUGCAAUGCUGGAGGACGCGCUCGUCAUGUUCGGGCAUGCGUAUUUCAAGUUGACUCAGUUGAAUUGUUAGAAGGGACGGAGUUUACCAAACGCUAUCUUGUAGCAGAAAAUGUGACACAAGCUGACUGGAUCAUCGACUCAGGCCCAAAGUUGGGAAUCUUUUCAGCAAGAUGCAAUUUGGAUGGGUUGAACUUUCAAGUCCAUGCCAUCUUUGUCAACAUCUAUUCUUGUAUUGAAGUUUCUAGACUUGUGACUUGGUUUGUUGGAACCCCUAGCCUGACCAAAAGUUUGGGUUGGCCUUUGAUGGGGCAUAAGCUAUCCAAUUUGACCUCAUUUGGUACUUGUAAAUUUUUUAUGUUUCAAUUUUCAGUAAGACAUUCAAUGUUCGUGGCUUUGAAAGUUAAUUGUACGCUUGUAUACUUUACAUGCUGAAUGACAGUUAACAGUUCACGCAUAAUAUGUUCUUUACUCAUGUUAUAUUUUAAGUAGAUCUUUGUAAGAUAUUACUGUCAUUGUCUUAGUUUUCCUUAAAUAACUUAACUUAAAAAAAAGAAGAAGCUUUUAAGAGCAUAUCGAAAACAUAUUUGCACAUUGGAUAUGCAUCUCUGACAUAAUAACCAGAGGUUGGCUUGAAUGCUUGGUGUGCUUUUGGUGGGCUAAGUAGCUUUGUUAACAAUGAAUGAGUCUUAGUCUAGGACGAAUCUAGAAUUUUAUUUUUGUGGUGGCAAGAACAUGUUUAUAAAAAAAAUUACCACUAAUAAUACAAGCUAUAUUUAUUAGACCAAAAUAAAAAUAGCAAGGGCAUUUCUAAAAACAAUGGUACCAACUAAAUUUAUAAUGAAAUAACAAUAAAACGAAAAAAAAUUGAAGCAAUGACAUUGAAUUUAUUUUUUAUUUUUUUUCCAAUUUAUGUAAUAGGAACUAGAUGGAUGACUGAAUUCUAAGGCCCAUGUUUUUUGGAGAAGGGGCGUGCAGAUAUACUAUUUAUGACAAAUGCGUGGUUUGAUUGUAGAUGAAGCUAUUGAUGACCAAAUCAUGUUUAGAAAGGAGAGAGCCGAAAAAUUCAAGCUAUAAAAACAAAAGUUUAUGUGACAACGAAUUCAAAGCCCCAAGUUCUCUAAAGAAGGGGUAAGUGUGCAAAUCUAGUAUUCGAAGCCCAAAUAAAACUAAACUAUUGAUGAUUGGAUUACUCAAAAAUGGAGAGAGACUCAUUCUCUCCUAUGAAUUAGAGAGAGAACAUGAGGGAUGGGGAUGUCAGAUGUGGUGUGUGAAUGAAAGAGCCAAAGAGGAGAGGCUUUUUUGUGAGCCCAUGUGAUUCCUUACGUGUUUGUUUUUUUCCCCUUUUUAUUUAAAAUCCCCUAGAAGUAAUGCUGGCAAAAUGAAGUGAAAGAGUCACGGUGAAAGAUUGAAAAAGGAAAAUAAAAUAAUCCCAUUUUCUUUUUAGAGAAAAAAGGAAUGCAAAGAGAAAAAGAAUCAAAUUAGUGCAUGUUGGUAGCUGCUCUUCUUGGAAGGAGGGGGGGAAGGGGAAAUUCCUUAUAAAAAUUCUGAGCCUUGAUGUGCACUAUGCACCAAGGAUUGGGGGUUGCCAUGACCCCCUUUGGCCUAAGUGUGCCUUCAUCCCCGGUCUUGGGGACCAAGAUUGUGAAAUAGCUACCAUUAUGUAACAUAAUGGUUGAUAAAUGAAAAUUGUGCCAAGGUUGUACCCUUGAUAGUCUACCAUAGUAGACAUAGACUGUAAUCAGUGUAAUGCUCAUGUGUGAAGUCAUAAUGGUGGUAAGACGGUAGAAUGGCUCUAGUUAUGGCUAGUUCUGAUACAAGAGAAAAAGAAGAAAAAUUUAGAAAGGAGGAAGGAAAUAAUCUGAGCUAGUCAUGCUUAUAAUUUGUCUUAGAGUUGUUGAUCUUGUUCCUCUUCUUCAUUUGUGCCAGGUGCGACAAAAACAAUGUUUCUGUCUUUGGUGUUGCAAAUCUAUUUGCAUAACUCCUAUUAUACUGUAUCGGCAAACAUGACUGUGAUUUUGGCCCUGUUUGGUAUUGCAGUGUAUUUACUUUGGAAGCAUUUUUGCUGCCCUUUAUUUUCAUUAGGGUGUGCUUGAUUGCAUCUUUAAAAUAUUUGAUGUGUAGUUUUAGUCUCCGCAUAACAUUUCACUCAAAAUCACUUCUUUAGAAGCCGUCACAACACCAAGCGAGAUGUUAGAACCUUGUAUCCAGCUCAAUUUGCUUUAAUUGAAAGGCUAAUUUAAUCUGACUUUCUAUUAAUGUUGUAGAAGGUAUAGUGUUGCGUGGUGUGAUGCCCUGAUAAUCUAUAAUUGUAUCUUUUCAAUCCAAGCAAUUGUUUGAACUUCACAUGUGAGAGAUAUCUACAUUUGAUUCUUUGCUUUAUAUAUU
Camellia sinensis is the source of this 3715-nucleotide messenger RNA. The record is from RefSeq and is a predicted model, not a curated record. NCBI's taxonomy places the organism in Eukaryota, Viridiplantae, Streptophyta, Magnoliopsida, Ericales, Theaceae.